AUGCCGCCACGCGCUCCUCUGACCGGCUCCUUCUCCGUCUCGGACGAGAACAACGUCGUCGUCUGUCCGCUGCGCAACCAUGACGGCUCGGCGUGUCGAAAGCGCUGCACCGGCGAGAAGCGGUAUCGCUCCAUGCAGGAGCAUAUCCGCCGCGCCCACCCCGAGCACUACAUCUCGAAGCUGCCCGCCACCGAGGAGAGCUUCACGCUGAUGAUCAACACUCCGCCGCAGGAGCGCCCGCCUCCGCCCCUCCCCUCGAGCUCCGCAGGCCCGCAAGGUUGGUGGCGCCGCUACGGAGGAGGCGAGCUCAAUGCCUUCUUCGCCGACGACUACAGCUCGAGCGACCCGCGCACCUCGGACGAGCUGCGCCGGGGGUCGCUCCUGCCCGCUGCAACCGCCGCCGCCGCCCUGGCUGCCUUGCACACGCACCGCGCCGAAUACGACUGGGACUCGGAUGCGGAGCCAACGUCUGAGCCAGAGUCGAAGAGCUACAGGCCCCGUGCCCGUUUUGCGCCUACGGCCAUGGAGCAGCACAUAACGGCCGAGGAGCCCUACUACACGUCGACGUCGAUACAGCGCGAACUGCUGCCCUCGUCGCUGGCAAGGUCGCCCCCCGGACGCUCCUCGACCCUCCCACCCGCUCGCUCCAUGAAGCCAAACAGGCCCCGCAAGUCGUCCGUGGGCCAGAACGCCCGCAGGGGAAAGCACGAGCGGCAGAAGUCGAGGGAGUACCAUCGAAGGCUGAGCUAUGACAGGAAAGCCUUCUCCGCCGAGCCACAGACAGCAGCGGCUAUCUUGGGUAAGAGGUGGGAGGACCUGAUCGAUGCAGCAGCCUCAGCCACCGAGGAAGACAGCCGGGACCUCACUCCCGUACCGCAAUCACCCCACUACACACCGCACAUGACAAGCAACCGCAUGUCCUUACCGCCCUUCAUUGCCUCCCAGUUCCAGUCCUACACGGCAUCGCCAUUGCAACAUACAUUGACCCCUCCACCGCAGGACAUGCCCGAGCUGCAGCCCUUCCCAUCAGUCGAGUCAUCCAUUGAAUCAGCCGUGUCGGGACAAAACUUCCACAUGCCCUCUAUGGGUCUCUCGGAAUCCUCUCCAACCUUUCCGUUCCCCGUCCAAAUAUAUUGUGCCGCUUGCCGGAAGUUGUCCAUUCUUAGAGAAAGCUACGCAUGUUCUGAAUGUAUUUGCGGCUUGUGUCAGGAAUGUGUAGAUGUUCUUGUUAGCGAACAUACUCGAGGUAGGGCCCCGAGGUGUCCACGGUGCAAUGCCAUUGGAGGCAAGUUCAAACCAUUCCAACUGGACAUCCGAUGA
Messenger RNA from Dothidotthia symphoricarpi CBS 119687, 1320 nucleotides. RefSeq lists its product as uncharacterized. The transcript is spliced from 5 exons. Lineage: Eukaryota; Fungi; Ascomycota; Dothideomycetes; Pleosporales; Dothidotthiaceae. The coding region runs from base 1 to 1320 and encodes 439 amino acids. The record is from RefSeq and is a predicted model, not a curated record.